AUGGAGCCAUCAAAGGCAUUUGCGACAAAUAUCCCGGUUUCGGAACGACGUGACAUUCAGCGGCAAACGAUCUGCACGCAAGGGCACGAUGACGAGGAGCAGCAGCAGCAGCAGCAGCUCGACUCGCCUCCGCCGUAUGAGCCGUCUUCGACCGGCUCCACCUCUGCACCCGCGAAGCCUGGCACUACUGCUACCGACUUGACCCCGCCUUCUCCCUCUCGCCUUCCAGUCUUGGCCGAUCAGUUUGACGAGGUGGAUGAAGCGCGCAGCACCCGCAGUAGUUUCGAGGGAGACGAUGCGGCUCGACUUCUUGCGGGGAGGAAGAGUGCAUGUGGGGAGUAUACAGAGGGGUAUAAGCUCACGCCGCAGCUCGGGGUGCAGGGUAGCGACGGCGGGGGGUACGCAAAGACGCAGCCGAUGAGCGUUGGCGGCGGCGACGAUGAGGACAAGUGGGAGGCCCUGAGGGAUACGCCGGGUUGCUGUUUCAGUUUGGAGUUCAAGUACCCAUUAGGCUCCAAUGGAAGUCAGAUUGGCUGUGUUGCCUAA
Molecule: messenger RNA, 546 nt
Organism: Colletotrichum orchidophilum
Lineage: Eukaryota; Fungi; Ascomycota; Sordariomycetes; Glomerellales; Glomerellaceae
Exons: 2
Coding region: 1-546 (181 amino acids)
Source: RefSeq, a predicted model, not a curated record